Monomorium pharaonis (pharaoh ant) is the source of this 5024-nucleotide messenger RNA. It is a transcript of the gene cnc, whose product is annotated as segmentation protein cap'n'collar. Gene Ontology annotation, biological process: regulation of transcription by RNA polymerase II. The transcript is spliced from 13 exons. The record is from RefSeq and is a predicted model, not a curated record. NCBI's taxonomy places the organism in Eukaryota, Metazoa, Arthropoda, Insecta, Hymenoptera, Formicidae. Gene Ontology annotation, molecular function: RNA polymerase II cis-regulatory region sequence-specific DNA binding; DNA-binding transcription factor activity, RNA polymerase II-specific. The coding region runs from base 1378 to 4275 and encodes 965 amino acids. Gene Ontology annotation, cellular component: nucleus.
CGUGCGCGAGGAGCUUGCGUAGCCGCGGAGGAGGAAAUCGUUAUCAUCAGCGAUAACGGAGCUCGCUCGGUACGCCGCGGCGCGUAUACGUAUACGUGCGCGCAAAACAGCGGCGAUAAUCGCCGGACGUGCGCGAACGCGAAACGCGCGGGGAAAUCAGCGGCAUCGACGCGUCCCUGAAGUUGUCGCCGGAACGCGGCGAUUGCUGAGUCACAUUUCGCGAACGAUCUCUCCCGGCGUGGUGUGCGCGCGCGAUGCUCGCCGCUCGCUCGUUUCUCCGCGUAACUCGCCGCCAGCUCUGUGUCCGUGUGUCGUCGUCGUCGUCGUCGUCGUCGUCGUCGGCGGCGGCGGGCAAAAGUGUCGUUCUCGUGCAACGGUAAAAGUGUCGUCUCAUCGCGCGCGCUCGCUCGCUCGAACGUCGCGGCGUAGGAGAGCGAGACAUCACGCGGGCAUAACGCUCGUCGCGUCGCCCGCUCGCGGACGCGCGAACCCGUCCCGGGUUUCGAAUCGCAACGUACGACCGCUCCGCCGCGUCGUCGUGCCUUUUGCGCGGCCGCGGCGUGUUGCUUAUGCGUAUACACUAUACGUGUCGCUUGCGGGUGUAUGCGUGUAAACACGCUGACGGAUCUGUCAGCUCUCGCUCUCGAAGUCUCGUUCGCAGCUGAUCUGCGCGUGGAUCAUCGUCAUCGCUCGGAGCGCUGCUUCUCGCGCUGUCAUCCGCGUGUUGCUACAAUAUAGUAAACGGCGAGGAGGAAGAGGAGGAGGAGGAGAAGGAAGGAGGUGGUGGUGCGGAGCGGAGCGUCGACCGUCUGUCGGAGGAGUGUCCGUGAGAGGCAUGCGUGUGGCAGGCGGGCACGGAUCAGUGGCUCGUGCGCGGUUUUGAGGUUAUUUCGGGCCCCGUGUAACUGACCUAUACCGGGAGGCGGCUGGCGGAGCCGCGGAUCUCCUUUAUUUCGACUCCGGCGCUCCGGGCGACCGGCCGACAGUCCCUCUACACGAGAGGACCGUCGUGUCCUUUGCGAGAAAUCGUAGCCUGCGGUAGUGUGUAUCUCGACUCGCCUGUGUACUCUAACCUCCAAAAGGCGGAGCACGCGACUCUCGCGCGCGAUGCGCCUCGACGCGUGAACACGUCGGGGCACCUCCGUCACUGUUUUCCUUCGGGAGGACAGGAAUUUUUGUUUACGUGUUUACAAUCGCCUACGCGUUGUGCGCGCGCGAUGUUAGUGGACGUCCCGCGGGAUCGUGUCGCCUCCUCAUGACGCCGAGUUGGCCGUUUGCGCUCAAUUUAAGAGAUAGUGAGCCAGUCUGACAACACGCGUGUAACAUCUACAGUACUUUGCUCUCUUGUGCGGGAUUUCAUUCGGGAGAAGCGGCGAAAUGUUGUGCAUAAAGAAACUGUACGGGGAGGAGCUGCUGCAGCUCGCGCUGCUACUCUCCUUACUGCGCGAUCCGGACUCCUAUCUGAGCUUGGACAUCCAGACCGUCGCCCUGGGAUCUCUGGAUCUCAACAAUGGAUCCGGAUGGCAUACGGACCACACGAUCGUCCAUCGUCCGAUGUUUAUCCAUCCAAAGAAUCCGGACUCCAUGCUUCUCAAUUACCAGAGGGAUCUAUUCGAAGAGCUCAACUCGCUGGGCAGAUACAACAGAAUGAAUUCCGGCCUUAAUUCCAUACACGCCUAUCUGCUGAAUGUCGAGGAGUCCAGUGAUGUAGACGCGACAGUGGCAGGACCCAGUGUGCCGGUCUCCACAAACACCACUAGGAACAUGACAUCUCCUGAGCCACCUACCUCUACCCCGAGCCCUGCAGAACCAGUUGGAGCAGCAGAGCUCACUCAAGAGGAUAUGGACCUCAUAGAGGUUCUUUGGAAGCAAGAUGUGGAUCUGGGAUUCACGCCGGUGGAACCGGCUACGACACCGACCAAAAAGCCGUCUACAUCGGAAAAAGAAUCAGCGGAUGAAAUCGAGAAGCUGAAAGCUUUGGAAGCUAUUAACGCUACUUAUCAGAAGGACGAUGCCAAAGAGUCCGAGCCACAGGAAGAUGAUCCAUGGGCAGGACUUCCCUACACCGUAGAUCUUGAAACUGGCGAGUACAUUCUCAGCUCCGGCAGUCAGAACGGAAGUGGAAGUAGCAUCGUCGAAGAGGACAACCCUCUCCUCAACGAAGCAUCGUUGGCUUUGGACAAUCACCCUUUGGCUGACUUGACCGCUGAUUCUCUGGGUCUAAACGACGCUCUAGUACUCGAGCAUGACUUUACUUCAGAAUUACUCGGAGGUAGUCUCUUGGAAAGCGCCGGCGUAGAAGGCCUUCUCAGCAACGAUACUCUAGACUUGCCCGACGAAUUUAAUCUCGAGGAGGCGCUUCAGCUCGUUGGUCUCGAUGAGGCUCAGCCAGAGGAAACGAAACCGGAAGUGAAAAAGAAGAAGAAAGAAGAUACUGCUGAAGAUUCCGCAAGUGCAGAGGGCGACGCGGCCAUUACCGCCUCGAGUAACACCGAGGUCGCGAAGUCAUCCAAGUGCGAGGAUCCCGAGACCGGCGACAUGAUUCACACACCGCAGUUUCAUCAUCCCCAUCAUCCACACCACCGCUCCUUCCAGGGUCGCAUGCCAUUCAUGCGAGCGGUGAGCAUGGAACAGCGGUGGCAAGAUCUCGCAUCUCUUUUAUCCCUGCCGGGAGGACCGGAUCAUUUCGCACAUCCCGCGCAUCCUGGAUAUCCAGGACACGGCAUAAGUCACAGUCAUUACGAGGCGCAACGUAAUGUAUUGCUUCAUAAUCCUACCUUAGCGCCUCCGGUGGGGGAUCUCAAUUCAACAGGACCUUACCACAAUGUGGCUGUGGCAACAUCGAUGAAUUUAACAAACAGUAGCGAACCAAUGGGUGCAGAGAGCGGUGCGAGUUACAAGUCUGAACCUAACGAUAUGAUGUAUUAUCAUACACCGACGACAGAUUCCAUCAACCAAACUACUGAUGGAUUUCUUUCAUCCCUACUCAAUGACGAGGAUUUGCAUCUAAUGGACAUGGCCAUGAACGACGGCAUGUACACCAUGCGCAUGUUGGAUAAUGGCAACAAUGCAUCCGGACCCACUGGUGCAGCGGCCUUAUCGGGUGUCCAGACGACUGGCGGCGCAACUUCGACGGCUACAGGUGUUACGACUUUACCUGGUGUAGCCGAUGAGAGGAUGGAUGCUUCAAGUGAUAGUGCUGUCAGUAGUAUGGGCAGCGAGCGCGUCCCAUCUCUGUCGGACGGCGAAUGGAUGGAAACUGGAUCCAAUUCCAGCCACACUCAGGCCGACUCCCAUUAUACUAUGGAUUACGCGAACAAAUAUCGCAUGCCAUACGACUGCAGCUAUUCAGUCUCUGCGAGAACUGCCGGCUCGCCGAGAUGCCAAACAGAACGAGCGGUACCACCAGUUGCACAGAAGAAACAUCAAAUGUUCGCCAAGCGAUAUUUUCAAGAACAAGGCACUUGCUCACCUUUAGGGGCUACUGCACAUCCAACUACUCCCAUAAAAUACGACUACGAGACGCAUACAGUUGGUGCGGGUGCACCGGGAAAUACAUAUUCUGGACCAAUCGAAGGUGCGGCCGGGCCGCAAUCAGAAAUUAAAUAUAGUUGUAGCGUGGAUUUCAGUCGUCAUCAAUCCGGACGAUCUGUAAUAGAACAUGUUCAUCAUAAUCACACCUAUCAUUUACCUGCAGAAAGUUCAGGAUCUCUUCAACGUCCCGUUUCCCGUGACAAAAAAAUCCGUAAAAAUGAUGGAGAGGAACACCUAACGAGAGAUGAGAAGAGAGCUAGAGCAUUGAAUGUUCCGAUUUCAGUCAAUGACAUCAUCAACCUUCCUAUGGACGAGUUUAAUGAACGUCUCAGUAAAUAUGAUCUCAGUGAAGCCCAACUAUCUUUAAUACGUGAUAUUAGAAGACGGGGCAAAAACAAGGUUGCUGCACAAAAUUGCCGCAAACGCAAAUUGGAUCAAAUCAUAAGUCUAGCUGAUGAGGUAAAAGAGAUGCGAGAUCGUAAGAUGAGGCUUAUCCGCGAGCACGAGUAUAUGCUCAUGGAGAGACAGCGGGUGAAAGACAAAUUUAGUCAACUUUACCGUCAUGUUUUUCAGUCUUUGCGGGAUCCGGAUGGUAAUCAGUAUCAUCCGUACGAAUUCAGUCUUCAACAGUCUGCAGAUGGAAACGUUUUGUUAGUUCCAAGAAAUCAGACGAAUCCGCAUCAGUCACGACAGUCUUCGAUGGAGUCGAAAACCAAACCCGAUCCUGAGCACAAGGAAUGAACUAUUGAAGGAUCGGGAUAUGCCAAUGUGAUUGAUUAUUGAAAAACUUCUGUUUUUCUUGGGCAACGCACCCAAAGCGUAAUGAAAGCGCACAGUGCUGGGGAGUGAAUAUCGUACGCGUAUAAAUAUUAGAUUUAUUGCGUAUAAUUUGAAAAAAUAGUUCAUGGUCUUAGACUUGACAUACUUCGCACUGUGUCUGAAUAAACAACGAAAUUUGUCGAGAAAACCAGCUUUCGGAUCGCGAUUGUGCGAUUUCUGACAGAUGACUUUUUAACACAUUUAGAGAGAUUUUAGUAGGAAGAAACAUAGGAUUUAAUGGUCCUAAUGGUGGUUUUUGUGUGCAUGGGUGAUGCUAUAGUUUUCAGUUACUUUGAUUACCCGUAUUAAUACAUUUUCACUCUCAAAAGUCAUAACCUCAUGCAUUUUCUUUACAUUUUCAUAAAUCAAAGAUUUUUAUAUUACAGAAAGAACACAUCGCGGAUACCAUUGUAUUUGUUUGUAUAUAAUGUACUUUGUUGUGACUUUAAGAUCAAUAAUUAAUAAUAAAAUAAAACCGAUUAGCUUCAUAAAUUUCCUAUGCUUUAUUUAAGCUGUCGACAGAGAAUCUUAAAUAUGUUUUAAGAGUUUAUACUGGCCUUAUAGAGCGACACAUAAUAUUACUUGUGAAAAAAUAAUGGAAUGUGUUAUAAUAUACGAGUUUCUCUGUGAUUGCCUAAACAAAUCACGAUGUCUAUAGCGUUAAAAGAAAA